GGUAUUCGAUGCAGUAUCGAUCAGCAACCCUAGCUAUAAAUUCCGAAGAUGCACAUCGUGGCAGGUUUAACAGCUCCACUGGCCCUAGGGUUUUGAAGGCUCCGGAGGCUGAACCUCGCUCUGAAAGCACCGUUUUCUGCCCUCACUUUCAUUCGCAGCCAUGUCGAGGAGGAAGGCCAGGGAACCUAAGGAGGAGACCGUGACUCUUGGUCCCAGUGUACGAGAGGGGGAGAUUGUGUUUGGCGUUGCCCAUAUAUUUGCAUCUUUCAAUGAUACAUUCAUUCAUGUCACUGAUUUGUCUGGACGAGAAACUCUGGUCCGCAUUACUGGUGGUAUGAAGGUGAAGGCUGACAGGGAUGAAUCUUCACCAUAUGCAGCCAUGCUUGCUGCUCAGGAUGUUGCACAAAGAUGCAAGGAGCUUGGCAUUAAUGCUCUUCAUAUUAAGCUCCGGGCUACAGGAGGGAACAAGACUAAGACUCCUGGUCCAGGUGCCCAAUCUGCUUUAAGAGCACUCUCCCGCUCAGGCAUGAAAAUUGGCCGCAUAGAGGAUGUGACCCCAAUUCCCACUGAUAGCACCCGCAGAAAGGGUGGCAGAAGGGGAAGGAGGCUGUGAUUUUGUUGGAUUAUAUGUUGAAGCAUGCCCGCAAUUUUGGCUUUUGGAUAUUUUAUUUAGUUGCUUGCUACUGUUUUGAUCUUUGAACAAUUAUUGUAGUUUUUAAAGAUUUGGACCCCAAGAGGAUAACUCGAAGACAUUCAAUACUGAAUUUGAAGUUUUAUUUUUUUA
Molecule: messenger RNA, 784 nt
Organism: Diospyros lotus (date-plum)
Lineage: Eukaryota; Viridiplantae; Streptophyta; Magnoliopsida; Ericales; Ebenaceae
Product: 40S ribosomal protein S14-2
Exons: 6
Coding region: 161-613 (150 amino acids)
Biological process (GO): translation; maturation of SSU-rRNA from tricistronic rRNA transcript (SSU-rRNA, 5.8S rRNA, LSU-rRNA); ribosomal small subunit assembly
Cellular component (GO): cytosolic small ribosomal subunit; ribosome
Molecular function (GO): small ribosomal subunit rRNA binding; structural constituent of ribosome; mRNA 5'-UTR binding
Source: RefSeq, a predicted model, not a curated record